CUCAGCGUUUGUUUUGGUUUUAUUUCACCUCCGUUCUUCUUCUCUAUCGUGCACCGAAAUAAAAAGAAUAUAUGAAAUAUUGUAGUGAAUCUAUUUUAAGUGCAUGUUCAUACUAAAGAAAAUGAAACCGAGCUGUUGUCCGUGAAUGUAUUAAAUUGCGAGUUUAAAAAUUUUUAAGGAAUAUUCACGCGAAUCGAAAGAGACAGCAGCGGUGACAACGAGAUAACAACACAACAUAAAACAUACGGCAAAUAUGGAUUUUAUGAUAUUUGCAACAGUCAUAUUGGCCAUUUAUUUUGUGCUGUGGUUUUUCGAUUCAUUUUUCAAGAGUUGUAUGCAUUAUCCAUAUGAGGCAUUUUUGAAUGGCACGGGUUUAACUAUAAAACCAUUUCGCAUUCAAUGGUAUACAACUGCAUUGAAUCGAAUCACCAUUAAAUGGGCGCACGCCUAUCCAAAAUUGUUUACACUUUCAUUUGACAUCGGUGUAUUUUCAUCAAUUUGCCUGUUACCAAUAAUGUUACUGUGGCAAAUGAAACCGUACAUUGUGGAUGCAUUCACAAGUACGGUAAAAACGAUGUCGUCAUCUGGUGUGAUUGCAGCAGUCCCGGCAUCCGCUGAAAGUACAAAUGCAAAAGGUGGCGUUCACUUUGAACUGAUGUUACCCGGUGUAAAUUUACCAUUUGAUGAAAUUAGUUACUAUGUUAUAGCAAUGGGAGUAUGCAGUGUGGUACAUGAAAUGGGUCAUGCAUUUGCUGCUGUAUUGGAAGAUGUGCCUCUUACCGGUUUUGGAUUUAAUGUGCUACUUGUGUUGCCAGUUGCCUACACGCACAUCAAUUCAGAUCAACUGAAUAGUUUACGAACGUGGCGUCGUUUGAGAAUACUUUGUGCUGGCAUUUGGCAUAAUAUUUUAUUGGCUGUUUUUUGUUUUGCUCUAAUGUCAUUGCUGCCAAUUUUAUUUACACCAUUUUAUAGUAUCGAUCAAUCGGUUAUUGUGAAAAGUAUGAAAAGUGAUUCGCCGCUGGCCGGUGGCGAAAAAGGGCUUGCCGUCAACGAUGUCAUUACAUCGAUAAAUGGUUGUGACAUUAAAAAUAUCGAAACAUGGUAUGGAUGCUUGGUGAAUACAAUUAAAGAACCACCAUCAUACUGUAUACCAUCCGAAUAUGUAUUGGAUCAUGAUGAAUCGGUGCCGGUGUCACAUACCAACGAUGGUGUUAUCGAAUGUUGUGAUCGAACGAAUGAGAAAAAUUUAUGCUUUGAAUACAUGAACGAAGAAGGUUCAUAUAGUUUAAUUGAAUUACCACAAUUUAUGUGCUUAAAUAUACGCAAUACAAUCGAUCAUUCGAUGGGCUAUUGUCAUCGAACGCGUGGCAAAUGCAAAGAUAGCUAUUGCAUAAAACCGAUGAUGAAUAAUUCAACGACGCUUAUGCAAAUCAAACGAAAUGAUAAACGGGAUGUCAUGUAUAUUGGACAUCCGUCGGAUUUGGCCUAUACAAUUCGGGUAUCGGCAUAUGUGCCAUACACCAUUUUGCUCAAUUCAAAUGUUGCCGAUGGAAUUUCAUUGAUACUCAAGUACCUUGUGGUGUUUUCACUUGGAUUGGCAACGCUCAAUGUAAUACCAUGCUUUUAUUUUGAUGGUUACUACAUUACCAGUGUUACGGUAAAUCAUUUAUUUCAACAUUUUAUACCCGAACGCAAUCGACGCGAAUGCAUUACUAUUGCUAUAACAUCAAUUGGAACGCUUAUACUGUUUGUAACUUUAUCAAAAAGUGUUUGGCAUUCAAUACUUCAAUAUGCAUUUUAAGAAGAAGAAGACGAAAAAAAUUAUCGGCCAUCUACCGAAAUAAUUUAUUCAAAAGCUUUAUUUUGUACACAAAGCUGCAAAAGAGACAUAAAAAUACGUAUAAUAUGUAGCCAAUAAAUAUUAUUUGCAAAAGACGUAAAAGAACGAUCAAAUUGAGUCUACUGUCGUGCGACAAUAGACAUUUUGAUUUGCUCACUUCGCUAGUUUUUUUUAUGAAACAAAGAAAAAAUGAUUUUGUUUUUAAAUUAGAAUUUAUUCAUGCCAAAAAUUAAAAGAAA
Messenger RNA from Contarinia nasturtii (swede midge), 2079 nucleotides. RefSeq names its product membrane-bound transcription factor site-2 protease (gene S2P). NCBI's taxonomy places the organism in Eukaryota, Metazoa, Arthropoda, Insecta, Diptera, Cecidomyiidae. Gene Ontology annotation, molecular function: metalloendopeptidase activity; protein binding. Gene Ontology annotation, biological process: membrane protein intracellular domain proteolysis; regulation of response to endoplasmic reticulum stress. The transcript is spliced from 6 exons. The record is from RefSeq and is a predicted model, not a curated record. Gene Ontology annotation, cellular component: cytoplasm; membrane. Bases 254 to 1801 code for a protein of 515 amino acids.